Molecule: messenger RNA, 4896 nt
Organism: Mobula hypostoma (lesser devil ray)
Lineage: Eukaryota; Metazoa; Chordata; Chondrichthyes; Myliobatiformes; Myliobatidae
Gene: fem1c
Product: fem-1 homolog c
Exons: 2
Coding region: 287-2140 (617 amino acids)
Molecular function (GO): protein binding
Source: RefSeq, a predicted model, not a curated record
AGCGAGCGAGGCGGAGGGGGAAUUGAACAAAACUACCAGAAACAAGCCAGAAGCGACUCGUUCCGCCCUUCCUGAGCUACAAUGAGCCGGCCGACGGGGAGGGAGUGAGAAGUGAAACUCGAGGAGAAAGUUGCGGCGAGUGAGGCGCCGGCCGGAGCCGGGAGGAAGGCGGCGGUCGGGGCAGUGAAGGAUCGGGCGGCUGGGACCGCGAGUUCGCGGCUGAGGCGGGCGCUCGCUCGGAGGCCAGGCCGAGGCUCGGCAGCGCAGCGGAGCGGAGCGAGUCACCAUGGAUUUCAAGACGGCGGUGUUCAACGCGGCCCGCGACGGCAAGCUGCGGCUGCUGCAGAAGCUGCUGACGGCCAAGAGCCCCGACGAGGUGUCGGUGUUGGCGGCCGAGAAGACCAACGGCGCCACCGCGCUCCUGAUGGCGGCCCGUUACGGCCACUUGGACGUGGUGGUUUACCUGCUGGAGGAGUGCGGCGCCGACGUGGAGCUCGGCGGCUCCGUCAACUUCGACGGCGAGACGAUCGAAGGGGCGCCGCCGCUGUGGGCCGCCUCGGCCGCCGGCCACUUGCCGGUGGUGAAGUCGCUGCUGGAGCACGGCGCGUCGGUCAACAACACCACCCUGACCAAUUCGACGCCGCUCAGGGCCGCCUGCUUCGACGGGCACCUGGAUAUCGUGAAGUAUCUGAUCGAGCAUGACGCCGACAUGGAGGUGGCAAACCGGCACGGACACACCUGCCUCAUGAUCUCCUGCUACAAGGGCCACCGCGACAUCGCCAAGUACCUGCUGGAGAAGGGGGCCGAUGUCAAUAGGAAAAGCGUCAAAGGGAAUACAGCUUUGCAUGACUGUGCUGAGUCUGGGAGCCUGGAAAUCAUGAAGAUGUUGCUUAAGUAUGAAGCCAGAAUGGAGAAGGAUGGUUAUGGGAUGACUCCACUACUUUCUGCCAGUGUAACUGGUCAUACCAACAUCGUGGACUUUCUAACCCAGCACCCUCAAACAAGUAAAACUGAACGCAUUGAUGCCCUGGAGCUUCUAGGAGCCACAUUUGUGGACAAGAAGAGAGAUUUGUUAGGAGCGAUGAAAUACUGGAAGAAAGCCAUGGACAUGCGAUACAGUGAUGGGGCUAAUAUCCUUGCUAAACCAGAGCCCCAGCAGUUGAUAAUGGCUUAUGAUUAUGCCAAAGAAGUGAUGUCAGUAGAAGAGCUGGAAGCAUUGAUUGCUGAUCCGGAUGAAAUGAGAAUGCAGGCAUUGUUAAUCAGAGAAAGAAUACUGGGUCCUUCACAUCCAGAUACAUCUUACUACAUAAGAUACAGAGGUGCUGUCUAUGCUGAUUCUGGCAAUUUUGAGCGGUGCAUCAACUUGUGGAAGUAUGCAUUGGAUAUGCAACAGAAUAAUCUCGACCCUCUGAGUCCAAUGACAGCAAGCAGUUUGCUGUCUUUCGCUGAGCUUUUUUCUUUUAUGCUGCAAGACCGGACAAAAGGAGUCUUGGGAACCUCGGUAUCCUUUAAUGAUUUGAUGGGGAUAUUGAGCAAAAGUGUCUUUGAAAUAGACAGAGCCAUGAAGCAGGAGCAAGCCCUGUCUGACUUGACCCAGUUGAGCAAAGCCCUGUCAAUAAUCUUGCAUCUAAUCUGUUUGUUAGAGAAGGUGAAAUGUACCUCUGAACAAGAAUAUCUCAAGCGGCAAACUAUCUACAGAUUUCUAAAACUGAACUCUCGAGGAAAGACUGGGUUUUCACCCCUUCAUCUGGCCGUUGAUAAAGAUACUACUUCUGUGGGUCGUUACCCCGUUUGUAAGUUUCCAUCUCUGCAGGUGACUGCCAUGUUGCUGGAGUGUGGAGCAGAUUUCAAUGCAAGGGACUUUGAAAACAACAGUCCACUGCACAUUGCAGCACAUAACAAUCACCGGGAAAUCAUGAAUCUUCUCAUUAAAGCAGGUGCACACUUCGAUACCACAAACUGCCAUAAGCAGACAGCCUGUGAUUUACUGAAUGAGAAGGAAGUGGGGAAAAACUUGAUCCAGCCAAUCAACCACACAACUUUGCAAUGUCUUGCUGCCCGUGCCAUAGUAAAAUACCGAUUAGUUUAUGAAGGACAGAUUCCAGAAAAACUAGAGGCUUUCAUUUUACUUCACAGAUGAUUUGAACAAUAUUUGGAAGUCUGUAAAUAUUUGUAAGGAAUUAGUCAUGUGCUUUAGUUCAUCUGUAUGCUAAAGGAUGUUGAAUGGAUUCAGCAGCUUUUAGUGAAUUAUGGCUGCAUGUUAUUUUUGCUGCCUUGGUCACCUUGCACCCAGUUCAUGCACCGUGAUAAUGCAUGUAUGGAAAGUAUAUUGUAUCUGUUCAUCAGUAUUUUAAUAGACGAAAAUGUAUGCUGCUUUGCAUUUGGUUAUACUUUGGAUUGACUAGUUUGCAGUUUUAACAACCUCUAAACUUUGUUAUACUAGUGGAAUUGUACUUUCAACCUGUCGUUAUAAAUAUCUCUACUGGUGUGUUAUGCAAUGUUCAGUUUCUUAGAACAAAAUCAGGUUUGCCAUUUUGUUUUGAUACUGCAUAUUGUGGACCAUUUUGUUCUGCAGACUGUCGCAGCUGGCUUUAACAUUGUUAAUACCUUAAGUGCUUUUAAGUUUCCAGUGGAGUGACUUGGAGAAAUGACUGCUCUGUUAACACACCACUAUGCAGAACCUGGAACUUGAUUGGAUGUUGGAUACAUUUCUCAUGCUCGUAGUGUGUGUUCACUUAGUUUAAAAAGUUUUUUAUUAAAUCAAACUGCUUAAGGCAUUUCAGACACUUUGCUGUUGGAAGUACCUAGGGGCUCUUUGUAUAUAAAUAGGGCUUUCACCCUUAAAUUGCUGCAUUUGACUUUUUAAAAUGUCUAUUAUCAAGGGGGGUAUAAGCUGCCAUCAAAGGAGUCUGCAACUCAAGUUAAUGCAUCCCCAUCUUAAGAUCCAGCUCUUUUGAUGGCUUUUUACGGGAAGCUUAAAAUUUAUUUUCUUUAGUUUGAAGUCAGCCUGACUCCCGUAGGGUAUUUAUAAUUGCCACCUCUGCAUCAGAAAUUUGUCUGAUAAGCAGCAUCCACUUUACUGUCAAACAGGAAGGAUUACUUUUCUGAAAGUUGUUGGAUUCAGAUAGUUACUGUAUUUCUGCACUUUACUGAGAAAUAAGAAUGGCACAUUGGCCACGUAUGUCUUAAAUAAAGCAUUCACAAUAAAAUGCAAAACUCUGCACUUGCCUAUGCUAGUGUCAAAUUGUUUAGCCAGCUGAUGUCUGGGGGUGCAGAGAUUUAAAGUAUUGCUGUUUUGAUUUACUAGUAGCAUCAUUUAAUCUAUAGAUGUCUUGAACACAACUGGAAUUCAUUUACUUGUAUUGAUUAACAAUAAGAUAUUCAGUACAAGUGGGGGAAAAUUGUAUACAUUUGUUGAUUUCAGCGCUUUGGUUUAUGUGAAGCUUCCCUAAACUAAGGACGGGUAUUGGCACUCUGGAGCUCUGAGUUCUUCACUUAUCUCAGCUCUGUGCUGAAAUAAACUUUAUGUAAUUCAAACAUAACUCAUAAAUGUUACUUUAUUUUUCUCCAUAAUUUGCUUUGGUUGAAUGCAUCAUCUUUAUCAGUUUCUGUGGUCACUAACCUAGACCCUUUUUUCAAACCAAGCCCUGUGUUGGGUACACCUUUGAUAUUUUAUUGAAUUUUCUCCAGAUGCACUGAUUACUAUUCUUAAGAUUAGCUUCUAACAUUAUUAAUGAUCAAACUUCUAUUUGAAACAGAUGACUGAGAAGAGUCUUGGCAACUAUCAUUGUCAAAACUAUUGGUUUUGUGUGGUUUUAUGGGGUAUUCAGUAUUGAGGCCUUUUCAUUAAGGGUCAAUUUUUAUGGGUUGUGUUGAAUUUCAAGGUUAUCAUUUUUGUAUUGCUUCUGUAUGACCUUGCUGAUCUAUAUUGUCUUAACCUUGUUAAAUUUUGCUGUAUUUUUGCACGCUAUCUUCUUCCCAGACUUGCAAAAUUCCUCUGAGAGCAACAUUGUUUUAACUGUCAUCUUCUAUGCACUUUUUUCUUAAUGGUUUUUAGCAGUGCCUUGGGAUAUCAAGGUCUUGGUUCUGAAACCAAUUCUUGCAUGCUUUCACAUUAGAUUUUGUAAGUAUAGUAGAACAGGAAAUUUUGCUAGAAGGUUGUAUUUAUUACAAUGCACUUGCACCUUAAAGACACACUUUUCCAUUGAAACACAUUUACAAAACUGUUGCCCAACUGUUUUUGCUCAAUUUACAACUAAAACUGCAUAGUACAUGCUAAAUUAUUAGUAUUAUUUGUAUUUGUCAAGCUGCUACCUGUAAGUGUAAGGAGUUUGUAUGUUUUUCCCUUGGCUGCGUGGGGUUCCUCUGGGUCCUUUGCUUUCCUCCCACAUUCCAAAGACAUACGGGUUAGUAGGCUGGUUGGGCUGGAAGGGCCUGUUACUGUGCUGUAUCUCUAAAUAAAAAUAAAAUUUCUAUAAAUUGGUGUGAAAAUUUAGAGCAUACAAAUGUGCGUUGUGUUAAAUUUCCUUUAUAUGCAAUCUUGCGCUACUGUCUUCAAGCAAUUGAUGGUGGGAGGUUUUGGGAGCUAGUUCGAUCUUUCAUAGUCCUAUCCAAAGAGUAAUUUUCAUCUUGAGUGUUAAUUCUCCUAAUAUCUCUUUUGGUUCUGAUAAAAUGGUUCAGCAAGAGCUUGGUCAUCAGCUAGAUGUUUAUCUUUUUUGCUUUGAAAUAGAUUAUAUCCUAAUAAACAGCUUUCCCCCUCAAUUAACUCAUCAAAACAUGGCAAGUAGCUACUGGAUUUGCUGUUUUGUGCAAACUGAUACUUUAAAAUUUUCUCUUCAGUGGUGUGAAAGGUAAUAUGUUAAGUUGUUGACUGUUGCAUACCAUAAUUAAGAUGGU